GCGGCCAUGGAUGAUGAUGAAGAGUUAAUUCCUUCUCUACCCAAUGAUCUCGCCCUCGAAUGCUUAAUUCGUCUUCCUUUCUAUUGCUUUACCGCAGCAUCCAAAGUUUCCAAAUCAUGGAAAACUAAAAUCAAUCUGCCUGAGUUCCGCCAAAAUCGCAAAUUAUCCGGUUCGGCUCGUUUUCUCAUGGUUUUAGCACAAGCAUGGAGUCCAUCCUUCGACAAAUCCUAUGUAAAAAGCUGGACUCCACCUAUAUACAGAUUAACCAUGUACGACCCACAAUCCAACAAUUGGUCCGACCUUCCUCCCUUACCUUGGUUCCCAUCCGGUUUACCCAUGAUCUGUCGAAUCGUAGUCGCCGGUUCGGAUCUUGUUGUAUUGGGAGGUUGCGACCCGGUGACAUGGCGUGUUUGUAAUUCGGUAUUCAUUUACAAUUUCAUAUCGGGUGAUUGGCGAAUCGGGUCAGACAUGCCAGGUCAUCAGAGGCUAUUCUUUGCUUGCGCAUCAGAUUCAGAAAACAUGAUCUACGUGGCGGGCGGGCAUGACGAGGAUAAACGAGCUUUGAAAACCGCGAUGGCGUAUGACGUGGAAAAUGAUAAGUGGGUCCAAAUUGAUGACAUGGCGAGAGAGCGAGACGAGUGUCGUGGCGUGUUUCGCCACGGGAGAUUCCAUGUCAUCGGCGGUUAUUGUACGGAGAGACAAGGCGAGUUUGAGAUGGACAUGGAAUGUUUUAAUGUUUUAACAGGGAAGUGGGAGGAUGUUGAAGAUAAUUUCUUGGAUGAAUCUGUUUGUCCUGAAAGAUGCGUUGGCGAUUGUGACGUGGACGGGAGAAUGUAUAUAUUUGGAAAGAAAAAUUUGUUGAUUGACGAUAAUAAUAAUAAUGAGACAGGUGGCAGGGGAUGGAAAAUCCUAGCUGGAUUUCCUGAUGACGUGUCAAGUGUUUCGUAUGCGACGACGUGGCAGGGGAAGAGGUUAAUGAUUGGAUAUGAUGAACAAAGUAGGGCACAUAAUGUUUAUACUAUGGAUGUGGGUGAGAACAAAUGGACUAGAAUGGAUUCUCCUCUAUUCUACACAGGACCAGCCCAGUCUAUUUGUUCAUUCUAUCUUUGAACUAUUAUUAUU
Messenger RNA from Impatiens glandulifera, 1122 nucleotides. RefSeq names its product F-box/kelch-repeat protein At1g80440-like. Gene Ontology annotation, molecular function: protein binding. The record is from RefSeq and is a predicted model, not a curated record. Gene Ontology annotation, biological process: regulation of phenylpropanoid metabolic process; negative regulation of cytokinin-activated signaling pathway. Lineage: Eukaryota; Viridiplantae; Streptophyta; Magnoliopsida; Ericales; Balsaminaceae. Bases 7 to 1110 code for a protein of 367 amino acids. The transcript has a single exon.